AUGCCGAACUGGAGAGACGAGUAUCUCUCAUCCCUCAAGGAUGCCGAGCUUCAGAACCCUGUGAACAUGGAGUUGGUUCAGACAUGUUCACAAAUGGCCGAUCGAAUAUCCGCGUUGGAGGCGGAAAAGGCAGCCUUGGAAUCACGAGCCUCAAACGUAAAUGUCGGUAAGCUGGCAUCAGGAUCAAAAGUUGGGGAUGCUUCAGCCACAGACGAUCCUGGCGUCGCUCAACUUCGUCUUGACCUUGCCGAGUCUCUUCGGUCCAAGGGAGUGACGGAAAGUCGGCUACGGACGGCAGAGGAAGAACUGUCCAAACUACGAACUAAGUUGAAGGAUGAUUCGCGGUCCAUCAGAGAUCUCACUACUGAGCGAGCCACCCUCACAACCAGGCUAAAGGAUCGGGAGCAUGAAAUUCGAGAGAAACGAAAGUUGCUCGAGCAAGUACAGGAUGAAAUGAUUACUUUGAAUCUUCAAAUGUCAGUGGCCGAGAAAGAAAGAGACAAGGUGAAGAAGGAGAAUAAGGAGCUCGUUGACCGAUGGAUGAAGCGUAUGGCACAAGAGGCUGAGGCCAUGAAUCUUGCCAACGAACCGAUGUUCGACAAAUAG
This is a messenger RNA of Metarhizium brunneum ARSEF 3297, 606 nucleotides long. RefSeq names its product Autophagy-related protein 16 (gene ATG16). The record is from RefSeq and is a predicted model, not a curated record. Lineage: Eukaryota; Fungi; Ascomycota; Sordariomycetes; Hypocreales; Clavicipitaceae.